UGGAGUUGGGGACUGGUAUUUCUGACGUGGCAAGUUAUUCCCAUCCCUGAAUUUUUGCAUUAAUGACGUGGCGCAACGCCACUGGUCCUUCCUAUGUGGCGCUCUACGGUCAGGUCAGCGACUCUGCUAAGUGCUAACGUACGCAGCAGCACCACACGGCCACUCCAUCUGAUCUAGCACUACACUCCUCUCUGCAUCUCUCCGUUUGUUUCCCGAGAAAAUACCAAAAGAAAAGAAGCGCAGGCAUGGCGAUGAGAGCGACGGUGUCGCGGUUCCCGAUAGAUCCGGGCGCGCAGGAAGGGUCGGGUCUUCCGUGGGGCGUGACGGUGACGCCAUUCGCAGAGAAGGACGAGGUCGGUCAGGGUCCCGAGUACGGAUCGGAGGGAGACCUGUUGCCGAGGUGCGAGAAUUGCUGGGGCUACUUCAACACCUACUGCGAGCUCGAGCAAUGGUCGUGGAAUUGCUCCCUCUGUGGAACCCUCAAUGGCCUCUCUUCCAAGGCCAUCGCUCGCUACUCUCGCCCCGAUUCUUGCCCCGAGAUGAUGUCCUCCUUCGUCGAUCUCGAGCUCCCUGAGGAAGAAAAUGAGGAAGAAGCAACGCAAGCUCGUCCUGUCUAUGUUGCAGCGGUGGAUUUGUCAUCUUCGGAAGAGUUCUUGGAACUUACUAAAAGUGCACUGCUGGCAGCCUUGGAAGCUCUUGGACCUGGUUCAUUAUUUGGGCUUGCUACUUUCAGCCACAAACUAGGGUUGUAUGAUGUUCAAGGGCCUAUACCAGUUGUAAAGAAUGUUAUAAUUCCACCCGAUGUGGAGGGAACCCUGCCAAUUGAGCUUGAAGAUGUCAUGCCUUUGCUACAAUUCCUGGCUCCGGUUGAAACUUGUAAGGACCGUAUUGCAUCUGCUCUUGAAACGCUUAGACCUACAACUUCAUGGGAGAGGACCACGGCAGCAGGUCAAGGGAUGGAUGGUAUUUUGAUGGGUGGGCGAGGUUUUGGGGUGGCAAUGGAAGCCCUUUUCAAUUAUCUUGGAUCAGAAUAUGGAAGCACUUUUGCGUUAGCUAGAGUCUUUGCCUUUCUAUCUGGCCCUCCGGAUUAUGGAGCUGGGCAGCUGGAUACAAGACGGUACGGUGAGCAAUAUGCUAGUAAAGGAGAGGAUGCAGACCGUGCUUUACUUCCUGAGCAGACACCUUUCUACAAAGAUCUGGCAGCUGUUGCUGUUCAAGCAGGUGUUUGUGUGGACAUAUUUGCUGUCACAAAUGAGUAUACAGAUUUGGCAUCCUUGAAGUUUCUUAGCAUUGAUAGUGGUGGCUCAAUAUUUUUUUAUUCAAAUACUGAUGAUUCCACUCUUCCUCAAGACAUGUAUCGAAUGCUAAGUCGACCAUAUGCAUUUGGCUGUAUACUACGGUUGAGGACAUCUUCUGAAUUCAAACCUGGCAACUCUUAUGGCCAUUUCUUCCCAGAUCCACAGUAUGAAAAUGUUCAGCACAUUAUUUGUUGUGAUUCUUAUGCCACGUAUGCUUAUGACUUUGAGUUUGCGAAUAAUGUUGGAUUUUCAAGGCAUGGAUCAGAAUUGCCCACGCUACAAAUUGCAUUUCAAUACACAGUUGUUGUGCCCCCUGCAGAACUUUCAAAUUCAGAAUUGGGUUCUGCAACUAGAGCCAAGCAUUCCCUUAAACGGCGACUAAGGAUUCGAACUUUGCAAUUUGGAGCUGCCCAAAAUACUAACGAACUUUAUGACAGUGUUGACCCUGAAGUAGUUCUAUCAUUACUUGUUCACAAGGUUAUAUUGGCCUCUUUGGAGCAAGGGGUUCGCGAGGGCAGGAUGUUGCUUAAUGAUUGGCUAGUAAUCCUCACAGCUCAGUAUAAUGAUGCUUACAAACUUGUUGAGUACAAGAAUGGAAGUUCAGUAAUUGGUCAGGUUGAUGUUGCAUUCUCACAAUGCCCACAACUGCAGCCCUUACCUCGCUUAGUUUUUGCUUUGCUUCGAAAUCCUCUUCUCCGCUUCCAUGAAGAAGGGGUUCACCCUGAUUACAGGAUCUACUUGCAAUGCCUUUUCAGUGCAUUGGAACCGAGUUCCCUUCACCGUGCCGUGUAUCCAGUGCUGAUGUCAUAUUCUACUCCAGAUAAACAAGCAUAUCCACGCCACUCAUUGAGUCGUGCUGCACUGAUUACCAGUGGUAGCCCGAUAUUUUUCCUUGAUGCAUUUACAACUCUUAUUGUGUUUUAUUCUUCAACAGCGGACCCUGCACUACCUUUCCCUCCACCUCAUGACUGUUUGUUGCGGACUAGCAUUAACAAGUUAAAGCAAGACAGAUGUAUCACCCCCAAACUCAUAUUUAUCAGGGGAGGGCAUGAUGAUGCUACAGUUUUUGAGAACUAUCUUAUUGAGGAACAGGAUGUUGAUGGAAGUGGCCUCACAAGUGUCAUGGGUUUUGUCUCCUUCCUAGAAGAUAUUUCACGGGGUGUCUUGGAAUACUUGAAGUAGAAGACAAGUUCAGAGUCCCAAUCACAAAUUACAAAUGCCGGAAAAGGUACAACUUAUACAGUCAUCAUGGGUGCUAUGAUCGGAGAAGGAACUAUUAAUUUUGAGUUGGACCACUGCUAGUUCAAACUGUCUUUGGGGUUAUUAAGAUUUUAUGCUAAUCCUGGAGUCCAGUGGUGGUGGUUUUCGUGCACUCUUUUUACCUGUUAGAAGCUCUCCAAUGCAAAUUUAUAGCAGAUCAGAGCUGUACAUACCGGUAUUUUUUUUGUAAAACAAAAUCGAAGCACUGAGAGUUGUCAGUGUUUUUGAUCAAAACAAGAAUAUAGUUUAAUCAAACUGUGCUGAGACGAGUUUAAUCCAGCAUUAAUAAUCCAA
This is a messenger RNA of Quercus robur (English oak), 2852 nucleotides long. RefSeq names its product protein transport protein Sec24-like At3g07100. The record is from RefSeq and is a predicted model, not a curated record. The coding region runs from base 246 to 2480 and encodes 744 amino acids. NCBI's taxonomy places the organism in Eukaryota, Viridiplantae, Streptophyta, Magnoliopsida, Fagales, Fagaceae. Gene Ontology annotation, cellular component: COPII vesicle coat; endoplasmic reticulum exit site. Gene Ontology annotation, molecular function: zinc ion binding; SNARE binding. Gene Ontology annotation, biological process: intracellular protein transport; endoplasmic reticulum to Golgi vesicle-mediated transport; COPII-coated vesicle cargo loading. The transcript is spliced from 14 exons.